AUGUCAGAUUUACAUGAUCUAUGCAAAUUUCCAGAAAGACCAAUUACAUCAAAAUAUAUAGACAAUCUAAAAUAUUACAUAAAAAAUGGUAUUCCAGCGACAUAUACAGUAGAAGAAGCAUAUAAUUUCAUAAAUAAUAUUGAACAAGAACCAACUACAACUACAACUCCAUUACAUUUAAUAUGUACACAUGUUCCAAAAGAUUUAAAACCUAAUGAAAUUGAAAUAGUUACUGAAAUGGUUACAACCUUAUUUGAAUAUGGAGCAGGUUGGUGUUUUACUGAUAUAAAUAAUGAUACUCCUGGUUGUAUAUUAAUUAAGAGAAAUUUAAAAAAUUUACCAAUAUAUGAAGAAAUCGUCAAUGCAGGAGUUAGAGCAGAAUUAUUAUUAAGAAAAGUUAGUGAAUUUGAUAUGGAAAUUAUUGAAGAUACUGAUGAUUUAAAUCAUGAUGAAUUUGGUCAAUAUGAAGAAGUAAAACAAGAAGAAAUACCGAAUUUAGUUGAAGUAAAAGAAGUCGAGAGUGAGGAACUACCAAAAGAAGUCGAGAGUGAAGAACAAUCAAACGUAGUCGCAAGUGAGGAACAAUCAAAAGAUGAUAUAGAGAAAAAUGACGAAUUCAAAUCCAAAUCAACUAAAUAUAAUCCAAUCGAUGAUGAUGAAGAGGAUGCACCAUCACAAAAUCAAAAAUCUUACCUACAUACAAAACUAGAAUAUUCAAAUAAUGCAUUAUUAACAAAAGAUAGAAAAGAUGGAGUAAUGAUGUCAUGGGAAACAGAUAUAAUGAAAUUAGGUAGUGAUACAUUAUUUAAAGGAUCAUUCGUCGAACCAGAACAAAAAGAUUUCGAAAUUAAUAUAUUAAAUAUUGGAUUUGGAAUGGGAAUAAUUGAUAAAUUUAUACAAGAAUCAUCACCUACAAAUCAUUAUAUAUGUGAAGCUCAUCCUGAUGUAAUAAAAAAAAUGAAAGAUGAUGGAUGGUAUAAUAAGAAAAAUGUUAUAAUCUUGGAAGGAAGAUGGCAAGAUAAACUUCCGGAGCUACUUUCAAAAAAUAUAUUUUUUAAUGGAAUAUAUUAUGAUACUUUUUCAGAACAUUAUAAAGAUAUGUUAGAAUUAUUUGAUCUUGUGGUGGGAUUAUUAAAACCUUAUGGAAUAUUUUCAUUUUUUAAUGGAUUAGGAGCUGAUAGAAUUGUAAUAUAUGAAGUUUAUAAAAAAUUAUUAGAAAUUGAUUUGGGUAAUUAUGGAUUAAAUUGUAAAUUUAAAGAAUUUAAAGUACCUAAAGAAUUAUUUCAAAAGACAGAUAAAAAGCAAAAUGUAAAUGGUGAAGAAGAAGAUGGUUCUAUUUGGGAUGAUGUUAAAAGAAGUUAUUGGUCUUGUCCAACUUAUUAUCAUCCAGAAGUAAAAUUUAUGGAAUUUUAA
Molecule: messenger RNA, 1413 nt
Organism: Lodderomyces pseudojiufengensis
Lineage: Eukaryota; Fungi; Ascomycota; Pichiomycetes; Serinales; Debaryomycetaceae
Gene: RMT2
Product: protein-arginine N5-methyltransferase
Exons: 1
Coding region: 1-1413 (470 amino acids)
Biological process (GO): peptidyl-arginine methylation
Cellular component (GO): cytoplasm; nucleus
Molecular function (GO): protein arginine N5-methyltransferase activity
Source: RefSeq, a predicted model, not a curated record